Molecule: messenger RNA, 11121 nt
Organism: Symbiodinium sp. CCMP2592
Lineage: Eukaryota; Dinophyceae; Suessiales; Symbiodiniaceae
Source: the annotation of a GenBank genome assembly
AUGAGCGAGGAGACCCCUACCGAAACCGAAGGUGCCUACGAGGGGAUACGUUCUAUGUGGCGAAAGUUAGACGACACGACCGUCUAUGAACGAAUGGCCAUCGAUUGGAGGAACGGAUUAAGCACCCUCAAGUUGAGCGACAACGUAUUCGAAUUCGACAAGGGCUACAAGACGAUCGAGUCUGAGCUCGUCCCGAAGGUCGUGUCUCGAGAACCCACGAACCCAAGCGUAGGCACUUGGAGGAACGCGAGUUCUGGAGGGGGAGCGAUGAAGAGAAAAACCAAGACUCUGAAGGAAGGGAGGGCGAAGAAGGUCCAAAGCCAUCUACGUCCCCGCCAGCUCCUUGGCGUGCUCAUCCCCAUGGACAACCAGCCUGACCGGACGCUACAAGACCAGCGGGUGAUUGCAGCACAGACUGAGAUUCACCCCAUCGUCAAGCUCCCGGUGCCCUUGGAGGAGAAAGCCACGCUCCUCUCGCUGAAGACAUCGGGCGGCCGCUACGGCUUGGAGCUGGAGGAGCCGUCGACGUCAGUGGCCCACGACUUCGACCAGAACAUGCUCCAAGCUCUUUGUGGACAGCGCGCCCUCCGGUGCAAGUACACCUGCAUGGGCUUGGCUUGGCGUGGGCACAGGCUCUUCCUGGAGAUGGCUGUCCCCUACCAGGCUUUUGACAUGGCUCGUCGUCAGCUCCUUCGCUUGCCGAUGGCCCGGGAGCUGCUUCGUGAGGUGUGGGAGUUUCGUGACACUCACUCUUUGUGGGACGAGGCUGGUGUGUGCUGCCACCUGAGAAGGCAGUGCCAAAAACUGCAGUGGACCUGGGAAGAGCCCUUCACUGUCCAAACUCGUCACGGUGCUCUGGACCUGUGCUCUCCGGUCAAGGGGUGGUUCCAGCAUGGCCUCCGCAUGGCCAUUCGGCAGAGCCUCUUCUCUCUGGUGCCAGCCAGGAAGGACUUGCAGGGCAUCCAGGCUGGGGUCGACUACGUGGCCACUACUGCUCUGCUCCGUGGCUCCACCUUGGACGCGACUCAGCGCAGCAGACUUCGUUUUCUUUGGGAGGGCCGAGUUGCAACUGAAGAACGUUCUGCUAAACACCGUGGCGGAGACCCUACGUGCCCGCACUGCACUUUGGGAGUACCUGAGACUUCGCUUCACGUCUCCAAGGAGUGCCCGCAGUUUGCUGACUGUCGCAAGGAGCUCCUUGCCAAGACUUCUCAGGCUGAAAGGGACAGUUGGGCCCCUUGCUUUUGGAACGCUGGCAUCCUCCCGGUCGAGCCCUCCUUGGUUGCGCUGCACUCACGGUUGCCGCCCUACACCCUUGCCGACCCGGUGCCUGCCGACUACGACAACGACGAGUCCGUUGAGGAGUGGUUUCGUGGAGGCCGCUUGGUCGUUGCUGGCGACGGUGCCUGCGCAAACCAGGGCACCCUCCUGGCACGUGCUGGCUUUGGUGCUUUCUUCGGGCCCGCGCACCCUCUCAACUUUGCGUGCGCACUUGAGGGCCCGGUGCAGGACUCUGACAGAGCUGAGCUACGCGCACUGCUUCGAGUUGCUAGGUGGACGCCGUGCUUGACCGAGUACCUCUGCGACAACGAGGCUGUGGUUGUGGGUUUCGAGAAGCUCCUGUGCGGCUCUGCGCAGCCCUGGGCUGACCACGUUGACCUUUGGAGUGCUCUUCGCCAGGUGCUUGACGAACGCGGUGUGGACCUGCUGCAAGUUUCCUUUGUCAAGGGUCACGCGGACGAGCUUGACAUUGCAACCGGCAGGGCCACGCUCAAGGAAGCCUGCUGGAACACUGAGGCUGAUCGCCUAGCGGUCCAGGGAGCAGCGCUCCAUGACGUCCCUGCUGCGGCUAAGGACCUCUUUCGGCGGCGUGAGUUUGUGACCAAGCUCAUGCAGCGCACGUUGCUUGCGGUGCAUGAAGCCCGCACUCUGGCCUGGACUCAACGACAACUGCUUGCUGACCCCCAAGGCCCUGUGUGUGACAGUGCUCCUGCUGCUGAACCUUGUGGUGCGUCGUCUGCUGCUGCACAGACUCUUCCUGAAGGAGAACCUCGCCGACAGCUGCAGACGCAAGACGUUUUUGCGCAGCCUCAGCUUGCGCUUCCCAGGUACUGUUGGGAUCGACCUGCCGGCGGUGCUCGUUGCUCCCUGCCUCCUUUGCCACAGCGGAUUGGGGCAGCGCCUAGUGCUUGCGAUCGACACAAGGGCCAUCCUGACCAUCUCCCGUGGCGGUAUGGUUCGGGGUUCAUAGAACCUCUCUACUGGUUUUGGGCCAGCCUUGAAUGGGUGGAUCAAGUUGCUGUCGGUGAUGAAACAGUCGCCGCCACGUCGUUUUGUGAGCUUGCAAUUGCCUUUCAGCUGCUCACAGGUUUGGUGCCGGACAUGGACACUGCUGCUACGAGGACCACUCUGCAACAGCGGGCCCACUUCUUCACUGUUGCUUCGAAGCGUCUGAGUGGCAUCCUUGGCGCGCGCCUCUGCCCAGGUGACCACGUGGCGCUCCCCGACGUGCUUCGGCGACUUCGUUUUCAGACUGCCCCAGGUGUGGCUGGGCGGUUCAGUCUGCCUGCGGACUUUUGGCGCCACUACUGCGCAGUUUGGGUUCGGGCUCACCUUGAAGUCCCGAUUACCUCUGGUGCUCAGCGGCAACUCAAGUGGCAGCCCAACUUCGACCGACCUCCGGAGCCGCUGUGGCGCAGCUCUGCUCCGAUUGGCUUCGAAACUGCAAGGCGGUGGAGACGCGACAGAGACAUUGCAGUCUCGUUAGCCAGCGCCUCUUCUUCUGCGCGUGCUGCUGACGGCCAAGCUGGCCUGGUUCAGGUCUGCCAGCCUUCUCCUGUACCUCCUGAACGGCGAGUUCGUGGCAAACAACCUGGUGUGGUCGGCGUUGUUGCACCUGCAGCUCCAGUCCCGAAGGCGCGUGCGGUUGCGAGACAACCCAAGCUUGCUGUGUCAGACCUCAGUGUUGCUGAAGCUGCCCAACUUGAGGGCCUCACUGGAGUGCGACGUAACCAGGUGCUGAAGCUGCUGUGUCACAACCGUGAUGCUGUUGCUCGUGGAAAGCACUACAUAGUUGUGGGGCACGAAGCUGAUACCGUCGGUCAGCUGAAGUGCAGAGAUUGCUCUAUGCUUGGCAGAUGGGCCGAAUGGCCUUACUAUGCCAUACGUUCGAAUUGCAAGAGGUGGUGCUAUCAAGGAAAAGUGCUUGCUGGCAACCGCAUGCUGGCUGACUAUGGGAUCGAGCAUUUGUCUUGUCUGGAGGUGAUGCCUGUGCUUAAGGGUGGAGGUGUCAUUGGCAAGGAGGCCCGCAACAAAUUGCUCAAGAUCCUGGAAAUGACUGGCCGAUUCGACCUUGCCCACGCCGGCAUCGACGAACUUAUCCAUCGAGUGGACCCUGCCACCUUGAAGACCUUGGCCGGCUCCAAGACGACGAAGGUCCAGGACAUUUUGAAUGUUGCCAAUAAGUGCGACCCGCCGGUUGCCUUCAGCAGCACCUACCGCAGGAAUGACCAGAAGCCACCUAAAAGUGCUCGUGGUGGCCAGAAUAAGAAUGGUGUAGCUGUGGACUCCUCCCUUGCCAAGGGCAAGGGCAAAGGCUCUCAUGGCCAUCCUUUGGCAGCUGGCAGGCGCCCUGGCUCUGGUGGUGAUGCCUCCACCCCGGUGACCCUUGAUGCUGCUGGCCUUGGCAAUUUGCAUGUGCUUGCCACCUUGAAGCGCAAUAGUGGCCCAUGCCUUACUGGAAUCUACCUGGCGGAGAGCAAAGCUGCUGAGGAGAUCGUCCGUGAACUUCGUGCGGACCCGUGGCCUGCGCCUUUGGCUGUGCUUGUGCUUGGCAACCUCAAGGCGAACGCUGCUCAUUGGCUCGACACUCAGCUGCUGGCUUCUGGUGCUGAGGUGGCUGUGCCCACUUGCCAGGGCACCCGGCGCAUGGUACGCAAAAUGGUUGCUUUUCAGGUUGGCUCGGAACCCCUCACAAUUCCGUCACCGGCGGUCUUCGACUUGGAAGAGGAAUUUGAGUCGUACCAGACAUGGAACAUGCAAGUGCGACAGACCUGGGCUCCGACUGAAAUUUGGCAAGCCUGCUGUGAACCCCAGCCCUCUAAGCCAUCUGCGACUGGACGCAAGGUGACUACGGCGGCCUAUCUCUCCGAGCUCCUCAAGACCCUCCUGCUCGCCAAGCUCAAGCUCAAGGAGGCUGCUGAGGUUGAAGCUUGGAGUGGCCGUAAGCAUGGGGAUUCCGAAAGUCAAGGGGGAUGCAUCGACUCUUUGAUCCGUAUCCCCCAGCAGUAUGAGGAGGCCAUUCGCCGUGCAUCCGGGCAGGACGGCAUCUUCUUUGAGCGCAAGUUUGCUUCUGAUAUCGCCAAGGAAUCUGAGCGCUCUUUGCGCCCCUUGAUUGCGGUGCCGGGCGACGACUGGAACCUCGACAAGAUCCUGACCACACUUCGUGAGACUGAGGGUGCCGAGGGUUUCGAGGUCUGGGGCAAGCGCCUUAUGCUGCGUGUUCAGGGUGCUCACGAAGCUGCUGCGCGGUUGAAGUUGACUGGCAAGGAGCAGGCCCCCACUGACCUGCUGUGGCGCAUGACGGGCGUCCCUCACCUUAAGGUCGGCCAGCUUUCGGACUUUCUUCAAGCUCGGCUGCUUUGGGAGAUUGAGGAGGUCAUCUCCUUUCGGAAGAAGGAGGCUGUCAUCCGUGCUGCGACGCCUCCGCCCGCUGACUACUUGAUUGGUGGACAAGAUGCUUGGUCUAUCAUCAUGGGCUCUGAGGUGGUGACCAUUCGGCAGAUCAUCCCCAAGCACCGUCGCCAGGAAAAGGGGCCAGUUGCUGACAUCUCCUUUGCCAAAGCCAGCCGACCUGCGCCUAAGGAUUGGAGCAAGCUGCUGACUCCGGUGCCGCACGCCGCUGCUACGAACAUGGACCUCGAUGGCUACGACCCCGACCUCGAUGACGAGACUACCCAGUUCGAUGCCGAGAUGGCCGGUGCCCAGUCAGCCCCGGCGUCUACUGCAGCUGGUGCCUUGGAUGUCUUUCUACGAUCCCAGGCGAAACCUGGCUCCGCCAAGCACUCUGCUUUGGCACAGGUUGCAACUGAGCUGACUGCACAGGCCCAGACCCAGCUACGCCAGGCCAUCGACAAGAAUGCCGAAGAUGCCGCAGCCCAGCAGCAGUGGAUCGAGAAUGCAGUCGACAGCAAGCUCGCCUCCUUCCAGAAGGCCUUGACUGAUCAGCAAGCUAUCUGGGAGCAGGUGCAGGAUCGCAAGCUGCAGGACCUCCAAACCUCGCAGAAGGAGUUCCAGGCCCAGACCCGGCAGGAGUUUCAGAAUGUACACGACACCGCGGCCACCCGACAUCAUGACCUCAUGGGCCAAAUGUCUUCGAUGAUGGCGAUGUUGCAGGCUCACGGCCCCUCUGGGGAGAAGCGCUCCAGUGACUUUCCUGAGAGUGCGGCGGCCAAGGCCAAGGUGUCCCCCGGUGACUCUGGUGCUAAAGUCUUCUUCGAGAUGCUCCCGUUUGUCGGCUCGAAGAUCUUUAGUUCGAUCGAGGCCAAUGGUGGCAUCAGAGAUUUUGGGAUUUUCUCGGCUACUUGGAGGUGGUUGGCUCGACAUGCUGGCCUCCUUCUGUUCCUGGGCCUCGUUGUUUUCAGUUACGCCAUUUUGGCGACACAGCCUGUCAAUUGGCAGGUGAGUUUUCUUGGAAUUCGUUUGGGAGAAGCUGAUCUCCCCGGCCAUCGGCGCAGAGCUGCGAAAGGCUACGGUUUGGCCCGGGCGGUGCACAACAUCAGGCUCCGCUCUCACAACAUGGGUGGCCUGCGACAUUGGGACAAAAAAUCCCUCCUUUGGUCGGACAAUGCUGCUGAUGUGAUUGCUGUGCAGGAGACCUGGGCUGAUGCCAAGGACGUCCUCGAUGGGCAGAAACACUUUGCUGCACAUGGUUUGCGCUCCUUUUGGAGCCCUCCGGGACCUGCCCGUGGCCAAGGAUCUGGCACCAUGGUGGCCGCUCUCCGACCGGUGGUGUCGAAGGAGUUCUUCACUGACGGUUUCGACUCCGAGAUGGAUCAUCUUUGGACCUCCACUCGGGUAGCUGGAGCCUGGGUGGAAACCUCUCGUGUGGACCAUGGCUUCGCUGUUCUCUCCUUCUACGGCAUCGCUGGCGCCAAUGCUUGCAACAACAAACGUGCUGAAUCGGAGAGGCUCCUGCUGGCCUUGCUUAGCCACCUGGGAGCCUACAGGCACCGACCCAUCUUCCUGUGCAUGGAUGCUAACCUGGAGUUUGACAAGAGCGACACCAUGCGCGCCUUGGUCAAACUGGGGUGGACUGACCUUGCAGCUGGUCUGGGAGGCACUUUCAAGACCAACCCGGCCAAUGCUAAUCCAAACAGCCGCAUCGACUUUGUGUUCGCAAACCCGGCUGCUGCAGGAUUGGUCUUGGAUGUACGGCUCCAGUGGCUCCCAGGCUUUCAGCAUGCAGCCUUGGACAUUGACCUCCACCUUGGCAUGAACACUGGACCUAUCACGAGGCUGCGGGCUCCUAAGCGUAUGCCCCAGCUGCCUCAACUUGCACAACCAGACCUCGACACUUACGAGGAAUGGGCCCAUGAUACCUGGCAAUCUACCUUCGCUGCCAGUUUCGACGUGGCCCUUGACAGGAAGGACACCACCUCCGCGUGGCAAGUGUGCGAGGCCUUCGAUGCGGAGUGCCUCCAAAUGCGAUUGGAGUUUGCUGGUGUUGCUGACCCCAAGGCCACUGUUGGCCGUGGGGGUGUGCCCAAAGUGCUUCAGUCUCAGCCUGCAGGACGUCGGGAGUUUGGCUAUGAUCACGCCUGGACUUCCUUUGUGGCUUGGCUUCGGUCUCUUCUGCAACUUCAGGCCGUGAACUCCGUGACCUCUGACAUUCAACUGGAAACCCGUUGGAGGCUUGGCUGCGAUAAAUUCCGGUACUUUCUCUCCGGCCUCCUUGCACUCGACUGCUCCCUCCCGGCUGGUACCACGUGGUGGCAGGAGCUGCAACUUCGUCUGGAUCGAGCCCUACAUGAACGUGCUACGGCUGCAGCUUUACGCAACCAGCUUGCUAAGACCGCCUGGUGCAAAAAGAUGCGCUCCAUUGUGCAUGCCUGCAAGCACCUCAAGGGCCCCCAGGACAAACAGACCACACACCUCGUUGACAAGGCCACUGGCGAGAUCACUGUUGUCGUUAGUCGCAUGCAUGACAUGUUGUUGAAGGCAUGGCAACCUCUCUUCUCCAUGUAUGCGACCAAGCCCGAACCUGACUGGCACGAUUUUGCCAAUGAGUAUGCUGCUGAACUCCAGGAUUGGCGUGCUUCCUGUCCGGAUGCCCUGCCUUCUGGAGCCCUUGCGCAUGCCGUUCGCACUCGUGGUUCCACCAAAGUUGGUGGCACCGACGGUUGGACCACUGCUGAAGGGCAUCUGCUUCCUGAGGUGUCCUUUUGUGCUCGUCAAGCAUGCUUGGACACCGUGGCUCAUGGAGCUGACUGGCCGCCGCCUUUGCUCUUUGGCACUGUGCCCAUGCUGCCGAAGAACGACUCCGGACUUCCUGAAGAUCAACGGCCUCUCACCUGCUUGUCGCUUUGGAACGUUUGUUGGGAUAAGGCCAUCUUUGGCCUUACCAAGUCCUGGCUGCACUCCUUGCUUCCGGUUGAGAUGAGGGGAGCACGAGCCGGCGGCACGACCAUGGAUGUUGCCUGGGUCGUCGCUCUUCUGUUGGAGCAUGCUCACUGCUACUCGGAGGAAAAGGCCGGUUACCUCCUUGACAGGGAGAAAUGCUUUGAUCGACUCCCCUGGGCAAUCACCUUUGCUUUGGAGCAACACACCGGCUUCCCCAGCAAGUGGUCCCAAGCCGAUUGCCGGCUGAACCGUCAGCUGCAAACAGCCUUUCGGCUAGGACCUCUCAUCGGGCCCUUUUGGUCAGCUACCAACUCGUUCAGGCAGGGGCUUUCGAGCAGUGUUCGGAGAGUCUCCUUGGUCAUGGGCGUGUGGGUGCGUCGGCAGCUCAACAUCCUGCCCAGGGCCUUUGUGGGCAACUACUACGAUGAUUGCUUGGUUGUGGCAAGGUCAAAGGCUGAACAGCAAUGCUCCAUGGACGCGAAUGACCGCUUUGACACUUUGACUGGGCAGAAGGUGGGGCACAAGAAAACCGUCGGCUUCACUGUCCCCUGCUCUACGCCUACAUUGUGCUCGCGCGGCCAGCUCCUUCGACAGGUCUCGGUGGACAAGCUCUUAGGAGUACUCAUCCCCAUGGACAACCAGCCUGACCGGACGCUACAAGACCAGCGGGUGAUUGCAGCUCAGACUGAGAUUCACCCCAUCGUCAAGCUCCCGGUGCCCUUGGAGGAGAAAGCCACGCUCCUCUCGCUUAAGACAUCGGGCGCCCGCUACGGCUUGGAGCUGGAGGAGCCUUCGUCGUCAGUGGCCCACGACUUCGACCAGAACUUGCUCCAAGCUCUUUGUGGUCAGCGUGCCCUCCGGUGCAAGUACACCAGCAUGGGCUUGGCUUGGCGUGGGCACAGGCUCUUCCUGGAGAUGGCCGUCCCCUACCAGGCUUUUGACAUGGCUCGUCGUCAGCUCCUCCGCUUGCCGAUGGCCCGGGAGCUGCUUCGUGAGGUGUGGGAGUUUCGUGACACCCACUCUUUGUGGGACGAGGCUGGUGUGUGCUGCCACCUGAGAAGGCAGUGCCAAAAACUGCAGUGGACCUGGGAAGAGCCCUUCACUGUCCAGACUCGUCACGGUGCUUUGGACCUGUGCUCUCCGGUCAAGGGGUGGUUCCAACAUGGCCUCCGCAUGGCCAUUCGGCAGAGCCUGUUCUCACUGGUGCCAGCCAGGAAGGACUUGCAGGGCAUCCAGGCUGGGGUCGACUACGUGGUCACUACUGCUCUGCUCCGUGGCUCCACCUUGGACGCGACUCAGCGCAGCAGACUUCGUUUUCUUUGGGAGGGCCGGGUUGCAACUGAAGAACGUUCUGCUAAACACCGUGGCGGAGACCCUACGUGUCCGCACUGCACUUUGGGAGUACCUGAGACUUCGCUUCACGUCUCCAAGGAGUGCCCGCAGUUUGCUGACUGUCGCAAGGAGCUCCUUGCCAAGACUUCUCAGGCUGAAAGGGACAGUUGGGCCCCUUGCUUUUGGAACGCUGGCAUCCUCCCGGUCGAGCCCUCCUUGGUUGCGCUGCACUCACGGUUGCCGCCCUGCACCCUUGCCGACCCGGUGCCUGCCGACUACGACAACGACGAGUCCGUGGAGGAGUGGUUUCGUGGAGGCCGCUUGGUUGUCGCUGGCGACGGUGCCUGCGCAAACCAGGGCACCCUCCUGGCACGUGCUGGCUUUGGUGCUUUCUUCGGGCCUGCGCACCCUCUCAACUUUGCGUGCGCACUUGAGGGCCCGGUGCAGGACUCUGACAGAGCUGAGCUACGCGCACUGCUUCGAGUUGCUAGGUGGACGCCGUGCUUGACCGAGUACCUCUGCGACAACGAGGCUGUGGUUGUGGGUUUCGAGAAGCUCCUGUGCGGCUCUGCGCAGCCCUGGGCUGACCACGUUGACCUUUGGAGUGCUCUUCGCCAGGUGCUUGACGAACGCGGUGUGGACCUGCUGCAAGUUUCCUUUGUCAAGGGUCACGCGGACGAGCUUGACAUUGCAACCGGCAGGGCCACGCUCAAGGAGGCCUGCUGGAACACUGAGGCUGAUCGCCUAGCGGUCCAGGGAGCAGCGCUCCAUGACGUCCCUGCUGCGGCUAAGGACCUCUUUCGGCGGCGUGAGUUUGUGACCAAGCUCAUGCAGCGCACGUUGCUUGCGGUGCAUGAAGCCCGCACUCUGGCCUGGACUCAACGACAACUGCUUGCUGACCCCCAAGGCCCUGUGUGUGACAGUGCUCCUGCUGCUGAACCUUGUGGUGCGUCGUCUGCUGCUGCACAGACUCUUCCUGAAGGAGAACCUCGCCGACAGCUGCAGACGCAAGACGUUUUUGCGCAGCCUCAGCUUGCGCUUCCCAGGUACUGUUGGGAUCGACCUGCCGGCGGUGCUCGAUGCUCCCUGCCUCCUUUGCCACAGCGGAUUGGGGCAGCGCCUAGUGCUUGCGAUCGACACAAGGGCCAUCCUGACCAUCUCCCGUGGCGGUAUGGUUCGGGGUUCAUAGAACCUCUCUACUGGUUUUGGGCCAGCCUUGAAUGGGUGGAUCAAGUUGCUGUCGGUGAUGAAACAGUCGCCGCCACGUCGUUUUGUGAGCUUGCAAUUGCCUUUCAGCUGCUCACAGGUUUGGUGCCGGACAUGGACACUGCUGCUACGAGGACCACUCUGCAACAGCGGGCCCACUUCUUCACUGUUGCUUCGAAGCGUCUGAGUGGCAUCCUUGGCGCGCGCCUUUGCCCAGGUGACCACGUGGCGCUCCCCGACGUGCUUCGGCGACUUCGUUUUCAGACUGCUCCAGGUGUGGCGGGGCGGUUCAGUCUGCCUGCGGACUUUUGGCGCCACUACUGUGCAGUUUGGGUUCGGGCUCACCUUGAAGUCCCGAUUACCUCUGGUGCUCAGCGGCAACUCAAGUGGCAGCCCAACUUCGACCGACCUCCAGAGCCUCUGUGGCGCAGCUCUGCUCCGAUUGGCUUCGAAACUGCAAGGCGGUGGAGACGCGACAGAGACAUUGCAGUCUCGUUAGCCAGCGCCUCUUCUUCUGCGUGUGCUGCUGACGGCCAAGCUGGCCUGGUUCAGGUCUGCCAGCCUUCUCCUGUACCUCCUGAACGGCGAGUUCGUGGCAAACAACCUGGUGUGGUCGGCGUUGUUGCACCUGCAGCUCCAGUCCCGAAGGCGCGUGCGGUUGCAAGACAACCCAAGCUUGCUGUGUCAGACCUCAGUGUUGCUGAAGCUGCCCAACUUGAGGGCCUCACUGGAGUGCGACGUAACCAGGUGCUGAAGCUGCUGUGUCACAACCGUGAUGCUGUUGCUCGCGGAAAGCACUACAUAGUUGUGGGGCACGAAGCUGAUACCGUCGGUCAGCUGAAGUGCAGAGAUUGCUCUAUGCUCGGCAGAUGGGCCGAAUGGCCUUACUAUGCCAUACGUUCGAAUUGCAAGAGGCAGCUUGGCGGCACUGCUUCUUCGUCGUCGGCCUCGCGUGCGCGCUAG